This is a messenger RNA of Equus caballus (horse), 1869 nucleotides long. RefSeq names its product caspase 8 (gene CASP8). Lineage: Eukaryota; Metazoa; Chordata; Mammalia; Perissodactyla; Equidae. The record is from RefSeq and is a predicted model, not a curated record. Gene Ontology annotation, biological process: apoptotic process; proteolysis; regulation of apoptotic process. Gene Ontology annotation, molecular function: cysteine-type endopeptidase activity; protein binding.
CCUCCUCCCUCCCUGUUUCACGGGACUUUUCUCUGGCUGUGUGGACAAGCCUCAGGAAUUUGAGUGUGUGAAGUUAGGCUGUUCAGGGGUCUUGGCUUGGGGACCCGGUGACUGUGAUGUUGCUGGGACUGGUUGGAGAAGGUCCCACUCCCUAACCACUGCGAGGGAACACAUGGUGGACAGGCUCCACAAUCCUGUAUGAGGACUACGUAAGAACCUGGCCACCAAUCCUUGGCCUGAUCCAUCUCGCAAGCCUUUGCCAAUCCGAUAGGUAUAAAAUGCACCAGGAGAAAGAAGCCUGAGAAGAAGCUGCUGCCACUGUGAAGGUCCCAGGAUUGGCCUUUGUAAGGCAACGACUGCAUUCUCCUAACACUCCACCAGAAUGAAUUUCAACAGUUGUCUGUACAAUAUUGGGGAACAGCUGGACAGUGACGAGCUGGCCUCCCUCAAGUUCCUGAGCCUGGACCACAUCCCACAAAGGAAGCAGGAACCCAUCCAGGACGCCCUGAUGUUAUUCCAGAGGCUCCAGGAGAAGAGACUGCUGGAGGAGAGCAACCUGUCCUUCCUGAAGGAGCUGCUUUUCCGAAUUAACAGACUGGAUCUACUGACCACCGAGCUGGACACCAGCAAGGAGGAGAUGGAGAGAGAGCUGCAGUCACCGGGCAGGGCCCAGAUCUCUGCCUACAGGGUCAUGCUUUUUCAGAUUUCAGAAGAUGUCAACAAACUGGAAUUGAAGUCCUUUAAGUUUCUUUUGAGCCGGGAGCUCCCCAAAUGCAGACUGGAUGACGACAUGAUCCUGCUUGAUAUUUUCAUAGAGAUGGAGAAGAGGGUCAUGCUAGGGGAAAGAAACUUGGACACCCUGAAAAAAAUCUGUGAGCAAGUCAACAAGAGCCUGCUAAAGAAAAUCAACGAUUAUGAAGAAUUAAGCAGAGAGGGAAGAAUCAGCCUUGAAAGAAGUCCGGAUGAAUUUUCAAAUGGGGAGGGCUCGCUCGCAGGGCAGGCAAUGUCCGACUCUCCAGGACAGCAGAACAGCGAGUCCCAGACGUCAGACAAAGUUUACCGAAUGGAAAGCAAACCUCGAGGAUACUGUUUGAUCUUUAACAAUCAUGAUUUUAGCGCCGCACGGCGGGACGUGCCCAAACUUCAGAACAUUAAGGAUAGGAAUGGAACGGAUUUGGAUGCAGAGGCUUUGAGCAUGACCUUUACUGAGCUUCAUUUUGAGGUAGUGCCUUACAAAAACUCCACAGCAAAGGAUAUCUGUGAUGCUCUGCGAGAGUACCAAGAGAUGGACCACAAAAAGAAGGACUGCUUCAUCUGCUGCAUCCUCUCCCAUGGAGACAAGGGCAUCAUCUACGGCUGCGAUGGGCAGGAAGCCUCCAUCUAUGAGCUGACCUCUUACUUCACUGGUUCUAACUGCCCUUCCCUCGCAGGCAAACCCAAAAUCUUUUUUAUUCAGGCUUGUCAAGGGGAUAAUUACCAGAAAGGUAUAGCUGUUGAGACUGACUCGGAACUGACGGAUGCCUAUUUAGAAAUGGACUCAUCAUUUCAGAAGAGAUGCAUCCCAGAUGAGGCUGACUUUCUGCUGGGGAUGGCCACUGUGAACAACUGUGUUUCCUACCGAAACCCCUUGGAAGGGACCUGGUAUAUCCAGUCACUUUGUCAGAGCCUCAGAGAAAGAUGUCCUAGGGGCGAAGACAUUCUGACCAUCCUAACCAAUGUGAACUUUGAAGUGAGCAGUAAGGACGACAAGAAAAAUAUGGGGAAACAGAUGCCUCAACCUACUUUCACGCUGAGAAAAAGACUCGUCUUCCCUCUGAAUUGAUGCCAUUGUUUAUUUGCGUAACACUAUGCUUAAUUUAUUGUUACUAA